AUGCCGCUGCUGGGCCCCGGGGCGGCAUUUAAGGCAGCGGGCCGCCCCGUACCGGAAGUCGAAUGGAUCGACAACCAGGGGAAGACGAUCGCCGACGGCACCAAGUUCAAGAUCGAAACUUCGGGCCUGAACACCUGCCUAACCAUCCAGAAAAUCGAGAUCGCCCACCGCGGGGAAUUUACCUGCCGCGUCCGCAACCGCUGCGGCGAGGACAAGUACGCCAUCGGAAUUCAGGUGACCGAUCGCCCGGAACCGCCAGGAAAGCCGACCGUCCAAGAUCAAAAUGUCGACUCCGUCAAGCUACUAUGGGCGGUGCCGAAACAGGACGGCGGAUCGGCCAUCAGGAAUUAUAUCGUGGAAAUGAAGACUGAAAACGACAAGACCUGGGCGAAGGCCGAGGUGACGAAACAGCCAUUCACCACCCUCUUCCACUUGGUGGCCGGAGAAACAUACCGUUUCCGCGUCCGUGCCGACAACGUCUUUGGGCAGUCCGACCCUUCGGAGGAGACCGAUCCGGUUACGGUACAAUCUGUCACCAGACAGGUCGUUACCCCACCGCCAAAGGAGAGGAAGGAGGAACAGCCCGAAGCCGUUGACUACGAAAAGCUGGACACGACCGUAGGCGAGGCCGAACUGAACAAGACCGUCGACCUCAACCGCAUACCGAAUGACUUGCAGGCAAAGUACAUCAUCUGCGAGGAGCUCGGCCGUGGGGCCUAUGGUACCGUUUACCGGGCCAUCGAACGCGCUACCGGCAAGACGUGGGCCGCUAAAAUGGUCCAGGUUCGCCCUGGCGUGAAGAAAGAGAACGUGCUGCACGAGAUGGACAUGAUGAACCAGUUGCACCAUGAAAAGCUGCUGCACCUGCAUGAGGCAUUCGAUCUCGGGAAUGAGAUGUGCCUCAUCGAGGAAUUUGUCUCGGGCGGAGAGCUUUUUGACAAGAUCAUGGAGGACGACUCGCUCAUGUCCGAGCCCGAGGUUCGCGACUACAUGCACCAGAUCCUGCUCGGACUGCAGCAUAUGCACCAGAAGAACAUCGUCCACCUCGACCUGAAGCCUGAGAAUAUUCUGCUCAAGGCGAAGGGCAGCACCGACAUCAAGAUCAUCGACUUUGGGCUUGCGCGGAAGCUGGACCCGAAGCGCGGCGUGAAGCUGCUCUUCGGCACGCCGGAAUUCUGCGCGCCCGAGGUGGUCAACUACCAGCCCGUCGGCCUUGCCACGGACAUGUGGACCGUCGGAGUGAUCUCCUACGUUCUGCUCUCCGGCCUCUCUCCAUUCCUCGGCGAUUCCGACGAGGAAACCCUGGCGAAUGUGUCGGCAGCCGAUUGGGACUUCGACGACCCGUCAUGGGAAGAUGUUUCCGAUUUGGCCAAAGAUUUCAUCUGCCGUCUGAUGGCCAAGGAUAAGAGGAAGCGGAUGAGCGUCCAGGAGGCCCUGCAGCACCCGUGGAUCGUGAAAUCCGCCCCGAAAUACCGCGGAAAAGUGCCGCUCCGCCAGAAGCGCGACUUCAUGGCGCGCAAGCGCUGGUCGGACGAUCUGCUGCCGAUUGGACGCCUCGCCAAGCGGGGAGCCAUCUUCAGGAGACUACACCGACUGCGCACCUCAAUCAUCCGAAAACGUCUCGAGGACAUUUUCGCAAAUGUUGGUGACCUGAUCGCGACGCUGUCGUGCGACGUCGAAGGAAUGCCGGCGCCAAGGAUCCGCUGGUUCAAGGGAGACAAGGAACUACCAACAAAUUCCCCCAAAUACAACACGCGCUACCUUAAUGGCCUUGCCGAGCUGACGGUGAAGAAUAUCGAAGAAACCGACGCCGGAAUCUACACUUGCCGCGCCACAAAUGAUCUUGGAUCCAUCGAGACCCAGGCCAAGCUCGUCAUCGAAGCCCCGAAGAAGAAGGUGAAGAAGGCCGACACCGAGCCGACCGAUCAGUCGAAGAAGCUGAAGAAGGAGAGGACAAAGACCGAAAUCCCCGAAGAACCCCCACUCAUGGACCAGCCGCCGUUCUUCAGGUAUCUU
This is a messenger RNA of Mesorhabditis spiculigera, 2016 nucleotides long. The record is from the annotation of a GenBank genome assembly. Lineage: Eukaryota; Metazoa; Nematoda; Chromadorea; Rhabditida; Rhabditidae.